Messenger RNA from Nilaparvata lugens (brown planthopper), 721 nucleotides. RefSeq names its product Bardet-Biedl syndrome 2 protein homolog. Gene Ontology annotation, biological process: non-motile cilium assembly. The record is from RefSeq and is a predicted model, not a curated record. Gene Ontology annotation, molecular function: protein binding. Lineage: Eukaryota; Metazoa; Arthropoda; Insecta; Hemiptera; Delphacidae. Gene Ontology annotation, cellular component: motile cilium; neuron projection; membrane.
UUAAUUUGGAUUUUCGUUUAAUAAUAACUAAAAAUGACUGACAAGUUACAUACUGUAGUUAAUUUUCAUAUAGUUCUUUCGUAUUUUCUUCUUUUCUAUUAGAUUACUAGUAGAAUGAGUAUUUCAAAACAAUAUUACAGCUUUUGGAUUAAUAUUUUUUUACUAUUUGAUAUGUGAUUCAUUUAUGAGAAAGUGAGUUGAAUUAAAGAGUAGUUUCAAGAUGAUGGCCAUACCAGUUUUCACGCUCCAUCUGAACUACCAGGUUUUGCCUGGCAGAAUAACAAUUGGCAAAUAUGACGGAUCGCAUUGUUGCUUGACGGCUGCCACCACUGGUGAUAAGGUAGUGCUGAUCCACAGUCCUCACAAGAGGGACAGAGUCUCUCUGCUGAACAUAAAUCAGAACAUCACAGCGCUGUGUGCCGGCCUGAACCCAGACGAGGAAAAAGACAUUCUGGUUGUCGGCACCAAGGGUAGUCUACUCGCCUACCAUGUUGAAAACAAUUCCGACAUAUUCUACCGACAGGUGCCAGACGGUGUGAAUGCAAUCACAAUAGGCCGACUGGGCCUUCUAGAGAACCCCCUAGCUUUGGUGGGUGGCAAUUGCUCCAUACAGGGGUUCGAUGCAAAGGGUGAUGACCCCUUCUGGACGGUCACCGGAGAUAAUGUCAGGUCACUCGCACUUCUAGAUGUCGACGGUGAUGGAGAAAAUGAGGUAAAGUAG